GCGAAGAGGAAGACGAGCGGCAGCAGAAAUUAAUCUUGCGAAGGGCAAGGGAGUCGCCUGUAGUGGCAUGGCCGCUAAUGCAAGACAGGAACUAACAGGAUCAGCAUCAGGAAUGAGACACACGCACACACACCUGUCUUUUGUUUCGGUGGCAUCCUGAGAGUGAAGACAGAGAGCAACAAAUUCUUCGCUGACUUCUCCUCAGUCAGAAGACGCAGGAGAGCAAUUUCAACUGAUUCUAAACUCCAAUGAUUAAAGCAACAAGAUGACCCACCUGCGCUUCCCCUUCGCGUUCCUCUUGUGCACGACCUAGCUGCUCCCUUCAAGAACCGGAGCGGGAGACAUCAAGCGUUCAACUAGAGGAGUACAAGGAAGAGAGCAGCAAGCAAAAGCAACACCUGCUAACCCCCAACAGAAAUAAGUAAAAUUCUGUCAUGGACUUUCUCAAGCAGGACGUGGACCGGCUGCUGUCCUACGCCACUAAGCAAGAAGUAAAAAUCUCCGAUGCGAAACUUGGCAUUGCAAACAUCACCUUCCAGAUUCUCAUCGUUUUGUACGUGGUCGUAGGAAUAUGCACAACUUUCUCUCCCCCUCAUUUGUCAUGCAAAAUCCCAAAUCCAGCUGCUGCGUUGUAGCCCUGUUUGCAUGACAAUAAAUUCUGGAAGCCUAAACAGCACUACAGUACGUGCAUAAACUUGUCAUGCACAGCAUACACGUGUACUGGUGUUUGUACUGCUGUUCAUGCCAUACAAAUGAGGGGGGGAGUUGUGCAUUCUCAUAGUGCGGGUUUGUGUUCUUAUACGACGAGGGAUAUCUCGAGUACGAGUACGCGAAAGGGUAUGGAUGUGUCAGGUUUAAAAUCGUCAAAGUUGAAAUAGUUUGCCAUGCAUAAAACGGAUACCAGUUAGACCUACAGUUUGUAGUCGGUGCGUGACAAAUUUUCCCGGUCCUGGAAGCGAGUCUGUCAUGCGGUUUAGGGCAAAAGAGCUGCCUUCUGUCAUGCUAGUCAGCAGUCCAACUUUUGACCCUUACCAGGACUAUAAUCUGCCUCCCGUGCGUCCUCUGCAAUAGCGUCACUUUUUGUAUUGCGUUUUAUGCAUGGCAAAUCAGUUCAACUUUGACGAUUUCAAUCCUGUCACCCCCAUAAAGGGUCCACCUCCGUUUCCGUGAGCAAAGCGGGGGAUGUCGUCGUCACCAGUUCCGGAAUAUCAAAUGUAAAAAUGUCUGGGUCUGGAAGAAUGCGACUUGUGAUGCUGCAUUUGGAUUGCAAAAAAAUCUGUAUUGCAUGAGUAGCAAAGGGAAUGCGAUUUUUGCUACGCGGGGAGGACAUUUGUAAUGCGGAAUAGGCAUCAAGAAGGUCUGAAAAAAUCUGUGAUGCUAGGGCACGCAUCACAGACAUCAAGACUCAUGCAAAACGUGCAUGACAAGUGUCAGAAUGUUCCAGACCCAGACAUUUUUGCAUUUGAUACGGAAAACCAAAUUCCCGGUCCUUUUCUGUCGAAGAGUUGACCUACCCGAACUUGGAAAACGGUAAUUUGUUCGUCGCCACGAAGAUUGAGACCAUUGACCAGAAACGGGAGACCUGCGAAGACCGCUCGAAGAAAUGCAGUGGGCCGGAGGACGUCGCGAAGGUGUGCGCCAUAUGCAUUGCGAAUAUCCCUGGAUGUCUGGAACAGUGCAACUUGUGAUGCUGCAUUUGGAUGCUAUAAAAAAAUCUGUAUUGCAUGAGCAGCCAGAGCAGUCAAAUUUGACUACGCGGAUCGGGCAUUUGUCUACAGCAGCGAAGUAAAUAGAUAAGCAAAGGAGUUUACACAUUGUUAGCGUUUCCUCUUUUAUUUUUACCCUCCCUUUUGUUUUCUUCCUCUUUUAGUCUGCGAAAUGGAAAUAGAAGUACGCGUCCCUUUAGUUUUCCCUUUAGUUUUACCCUCCCACUUUUCUUUUCUUUUAGUCUGCGAAACGAAAAUAGAAGUACGCGAAGGGCGGGGCGCGCACUCUUCAAAUUCAAAAAAAAAAAUCGUCUUCAAAUGUUGCGAGAAAUUACUACGAAAGACCUGCACAGCGAUGUGACCUCUGGUUACUCGCUCGCUGCUUUGUAUGUUUGCUUUUAUAUGCUCACGGCUUGGCUUUGGCUGAUGGCCGUCCUUUUGUUUGUAUCCGUAUUUGCUGUUCUCGUAGAUGCUUUCUUUGCUCGUGCUAUCCUAUCUACCAGAGCGUCGGUUCGUACGUCUGUGCCACUGUUCGUGUGUUUUGCUUUCCAGGAGCCCGAUCGCAAAUUCGUGCGCUCCUCUCAUUCCGUUGCCGAAGUCUGAUCUUCCCUCUGCCCCCUCUUGCAUACGCCCCUGUAGGAUUGAGAGUCUACCCUUUUAUCUUGCUUUUUUCGUCUAAGUCUGAUGUCUUCCUUCUGCCCUUCCCUUUGCCCUCUUUGGCAUGCGCCCCCGUAGGUUUAGGUCUCUACCCUUUUACUUUUCUUCUUUCGUCCUCUAAGUCUGUUCCUGUUGUCUUACUGCUGUAGCCUUUGUAGCGCUAGUCUGCGGAUCCCGCGAACUCGCAGGGGCUUUGUUUUUUCCGCCUAGCCAGCGGGUUUGUCAGGGGGGGGGGGCGGACGCGACAGUGCCGUGGAGGUGGUGUCGCGCUUGUUCAUCAGCACCACUGUGGAGUUUUUGGCGCGGCCGUGCGGAGGUUCCGGCGAAGUGAUUGCUCUACCCGGAUGAAGGAAAAAAAUUAGUUCUAACAAUUUAGCUUAUGCGAUCAACAGGCCCGAAGGCUUGUCUGCGGAAGUUGAUCCGGCACGCCUUUCAUUAAGUCCCCUAGAGUCUGGUCUGCUAAUCCAGGCGGUAGAACGCAUCUCGUGCUCGGCUUCUAAACAAGCUUUCGUGGCCUUUGGCGGUAGUCCGUCUAAUAGAUAGUCCCCGCAUUUAGGUGGCGCCGCUUGUGGCUGUCACGAGGUGGCUCGCACCUCCCCGGAGUGAGAGAGGGCUCGUUGCCGGGUUUCAGUACCUUCUGUCUGGCUCGGGCUCCUGGUGCUGCAAUCACCGUUAGGAGUAUAAGAAUUAAGAACAUAAGUCCUUGCUGCACUGUGCUGCUACACCAGACGCGCACCAUCAGAAGUGCGGAACUGGCGGCAGUGCUUGUGCUGCACCAUCAGAAGUGCGGAACUUGCGCGGCCGGGCGUACCAUCUUCAAGUCAAGUCAGGACGCGCAUCCUCGAUAAGCGCUCAGUAAAUGUAUGCCCGGGCAGCAGCAGGCUAGCGAGCCUGUGAGUCUAGGCUGAGGAUGGUCGGGCGGUAUUUUAUGCCCGUGUCCGCCCUCAGCCCUUUAGUGUACGGUAGCCAGGACUUGAGAAGAUCAGUCAGGACAACCCACCGANGUAGUCCGUCUAAUAGAUAGUCCCCGCAUUUAGGUGGCGCCGCUUGUGGCUGUCACGAGGUGGCUCGCACCUCCCCGGAGUGAGAGAGGGCUCGUUGCCGGGUUUCAGUACCUUCUGUCUGGCUCGGGCUCCUGGUGCUGCAAUCACCGUUAGGAGUAUAAGAAUUAAGAACAUAAGUCCUUGCUGCACUGUGCUGCUACACCAGACGCGCACCAUCAGAAGUGCGGAACUGGCGGCAGUGCUUGUGCUGCACCAUCAGAAGUGCGGAACUUGCGCGGCCGGGCGUACCAUCUUCAAGUCAAGUCAGGACGCGCAUCCUCGAUAAGCGCUCAGUAAAUGUAUGCCCGGGCAGCAGCAGGCUAGCGAGCCUGUGAGUCUAGGCUGAGGAUGGUCGGGCGGUAUUUUAUGCCCGUGUCCGCCCUCAGCCCUUUAGUGUACGGUAGCCAGGACUUGAGAAGAUCAGUCAGGACAACCCACCGAGUUUCGGGGUGGUAUUUGUUCGCCUUCUCUUGUUCCCAGGGAGUAACGCCCCUGCCGUUGGUAGUAUGUCUCGUUUGGCCCGCUUUGCGGAUGACCGUUAGUCCCGCUCUGCGGAUGAUCGUUAGUCCCGCUUUGCGGAUGAUCGUUAGUCCCGCUUUGUGGAUGAUCGUUAGUCCCGCUCUGCGGAUGAUUGGCCCGCUUUGCGGAUCAUUGUUUGGCCCGCUUUGCGGAUGAUUGUUUGGCCCGCUUUGCGGAUGAUUGCUUGGCCCGCUUUGCGGAUGAUUUGGCUUCCGCUUGUCGGAAAUUUUGGCUUCGCUUGUCGGAUAUUUUGGCUUUCCGCUUGUCGGAAAAUUUGGCUCCCGCUUGUCGAAAAUUGUGGCUCCUGCUAAUUCGGAAACUUAAACUUGGGCUUCCGCUUGUCGGGAAAUUUGGCUUUCGCCUUUCGCAAGUUCUGGCUUUCGCUUGUCCGAAGGUCUAGCCUGGUUCGUUGUGCGGGAAUUUUGGAUUCCGUAGGUCGGAAGCGUCUCGCUGCCAGCUAUUUAUGCGAGAUCGGUGGCGUUGUUUGGCCGUUCUGUCCUCGGGACAAGGAACGGCGGUCGGUCUCGCUUUGCGAUGGGAGGAGGGGUCGUUUGGCACUGGCGGUUCGAACCCGUUACCCUUGCGAACUUUCUCCCUGGCUAGAGCGCUGGACUUCGUUGGAUCUGUUUUGAGAUAAAUAUCCGGACUUCCCCUCCCAUCGCUAUGUGAGACCGAGACUCCGAGUGGUUUGUAAUGGGGCUAUGCUAAGCCUGGGUGAUCGCGGUUUUUCGUUCUAUUUGGCGGACCCUUCUGAUAGGCCCGCGUCUUAGUCUAUCGGGCCUCUUUUCAACCCGUCGUCGUUCGUUGCUACGCCUUCAUCGAUGGGGCGCACCGGUUUCCCAAAUUCAUCUACUGGCCGCAAGCGCCACAGCGGGUUCUUUGGGAUGCUUCGGCGUAUCCGGCCUCCGCCGGUGGGUCAGGUGCUCCAUCUCCCUAGGCGCCUCGACGACGCGGUGGGGGACUGCUCCCACCGAGCGGCCAUCCAUUGGGUGGCCCGUCUGCGGUAACUGCAUAAAAUGUAUGCCCGGGCAGCAGCAGGCUAGCGAGCCUGUGAGUCUAGGCUGAGGAUGGUCGGGCGGUAUUUUAUGCCCGUGUCCGCCCUCAGCCCUUUAGUGUACGGUAGCCAGGACUUGAGAAGAUCAGUCAGGACAACCCACCGAAUUUCGGGGUGGUAUUUGUUUCGCCCGCCCUCCCUCCCAGUUGUUUCAAGGUGGUUACGUUACUACGGAUGGGCCGCUAAGACCUCGCGCCGCCCUUUUCUUACGGGGUGUGACAGAGGUCCAUGUCUUCCAUCGCGGGUCAGGUGCUCCAUCUCCCUAGGCGCCUCGGCGACGCGGUGGGGGACUGCCCCGCCUCGACGACGCGGUGGGGGACUGCUCCCACCGAGCGGCCAUCCAUUGGGUGGCCCGUCUGCGGUAACUGCAUAAAAUCUGUGAUGCUAGGGCAUGCAUAAUAGACCUCGUGCAUCACGGAAAAUGUGCAUGACAAACUUGUCCUCUUCCAGAUUCAGACAUAUUUGCAGUUGAUAUGCCAAGGACGUCGGCGCAGUCACCUGCUCAGAAAACGGGUUUUGCAACGAACCCGGGUGGUGUCCAAGCAUCGAGUAUCAAUGGCAAAUAUGUCUGGGAGUGGUCUGAAAGAAGAGCUGCGCCACAAGCUUUCAUUUGUUGGGAAGGUCUCGCUCAUGCAACGAAAAAUGCUGCGCAUCUGUUGCUCAGAUGUUUGUCUGUUGUUCCAGACUCAGCAUCACACGUGGUCUGCAUCCUGCUUCCAGACCCAGACUACAUAUUCGCACUUGAUAUCGACGCUGGGCUGACCAAUGAGGUGGAAACGUAUAAGACGCCGACCGCGAAGCUGCAGGUGUGGAUCAAGUCCUAUGACCUGCUCAAACCUUACAAUCUCAAACGUUACAAGAGAAUCUGGGUUUUGUAUUGCAUGAUGAGCAUGACAGAUUCGGACAGCAUUCCACUUUCUGCAAUGCAAAUUUCGGCAGAUUGUAGUGCGGACUCGGACUCCAGAACUUGUCAUGCGCAAUCUUAUGAGAGUUCGCUAGAUAAUGCACUUCUUGCAACACAAAUUCCAGACUCUAUUGUAACGUUUGAGAUUGUACCACCUGAGCAAGUUAUAAGUCCGUCGUGCAGUUUUGGAACCUGAACAAGGAACGUAUGAUAGGUCGUUUUUCAACAAUUAUUUGCUUAAAUUGGAAAUUCAAAUUUGAAUUUAAAUUUCUCAUGCGGUAGUUCUGUGCCUUUCGUUGCUAUGUGCGGAAUACAUGGUAGUAAAAUUAUACUAGUACUUGAAAAAAUCAGGCAUCUUCACAAAUGACUUGGAGAACAUCAUAGUUUACCCGAAAGAGGAUAUCCACGAAAAAACUGUUUCAUUGUGAUGUUGAUUUUGCAAGUUCUGCAUUACAAGUUCGUUACACAUGACACGGAAAAUUUGCCAUGCGCGCUUCCCAGGGGAAAACCUGUUUAAAAACCCAAGGGCUUCUUGCAGGUGUAGCAAGACAAAAAGUUCUGUGUUCCAUUUUCUGCAUCACAAGCUCACAGUCACGCAGUUUUUUCUUGCGAUAGAGGAUGCAAACACGUUCACCGUCGAGGAUUUGCUUCUGCUCUGUCAGUAUCCUGUGCAAAAGUAUCGUACUCGUAGUUGUAAUUGAAGUCAUGCAUUACAAAUCUCGUACUCGUUCCCAAAGGCAAAUCAGCAUGACAAAUUGCUUUUGUCGUGCUGAGGGAAUUUGUCAUGCAAUUGCUAUAUAUUAUAUUCAUGCGAAAAAAGAGGUAGACAGAGGGUAAACAAGAGGUGGCCGAGAGGUAAAAAAGAGGGCAAAAGAGGUAAAAAAGAGGUCGACAGAGGUGGAGAGGUGGCGCGGGACCCCGUUCGAGAGGGUCGGCGAGAGGGUGCGCGAAUAAGGCCAGCCGAAGCGCUCACCUUUAAGCGCCGCCUAAGCGCCUGAGAGGGUGCAGAGAGGUUAGAAAGAGGGGGCGCGGGAGGUCGACAGAGGUGGAGAGAGGUGGCGCGAAUAAGGGGCGACCUCUCGCGGGCCCUCUUGGCCACCUCUCGGCCACCUCUGUCGACCUCUACCCGCGAGUAUAGCCGGACUAUUAGCGGGGACCCCCAAAAGAGGCCAAAAAGAUGGUCUGCGAGAGGGUAAAAACACAAAGAAGCGGGCGCGAAUCCGCAUGGUGCUCCCCAUAUUUGGCACUGCAGGCCAUUCGCGGCCUUGUUUUUUUCGGCGCCUUUCCGCGCCACCCUCUCGCGCCACCCUCUCGCGCCACCCUCUCGCGCCACCCUCUCGCGCACCCUCUCGCGCCACCCUCUCGCGCAACCCUCUCGCGCUACCCUCUCCCGCCGGGCAGCUUCUGUUCGCCCCCGAUGUUCUUUGCAGCUACUCCCUGCGCAGAGCGCCCACAGGCGCGGGAAGCGCGCAAGCGGUCCUGCGGGUUGGCGCGGCGCAAACAGGCGGCAGGAAUCCAGUAUGUUUCGUUGUGCAUAGGCCCGUGGCGUUCUGGUCCGGUCGGCAAACAGUCUUGCACCGGCCCAACAGCCUUGCGCUCCGGCGGCAGCCGGAGCAUGGCUGGUUUUUACUAGUGCGAGAGGACGAGACCUUUGCAGUUCAUAGUCAGCCACCGGUCCGAUACGAAGAGAUCAGCGAGCUUGGUGCGGCGGUCGAGGUACUGAUAAAGUUUCCCUCCUGCCCCGUGAACUCGGAAAACUGUAAGCCGAAAAUUUCCGCGAAACGCGUGGACUCUCUGUUCGACCAAAACGCGAUCGGGUUCGAAUUCACCUACAAGGUCCCCCUAGCAACGGCGAACGAGCGGCGGCUCUUCAAGAUGAAGGGGGUGCGUUUUUAUUUUCGGACCGUGGGCACGGGGGAGGAGAUCUCGGUGACGUCGAUCAUAUUCAAAAUUUCCACCGGGAUAGCAUUGCUCUCGUUGGCACCCCUCCUCGCGGACCUCCUCAUGCUCAAGUGCUUUCUGAAGAGCAAGAAGUAUUGAUUUAGUACACAUGAUUCUACUACUACCUUUGAUACAAAAAUGCCUUUAUGAAUGCGCAGACUACACCAGGAGUCGUACAAGAAGUUCUUGAAGCAGACUAUUUCUGGUACAAAUGCAGCUUACUUCCAUAAAUAACGUGUGAAAACUCUACUACAGGUACGAAGCCCGGAAGUACGAGUAUUCACAGGACCUCGGGGACUACUUUGCGGAGCUGGAAAAAAUCCACGCGGAUGCUGCGGUAUGAAUUGCAAAAGUCUAUCCUCGUACUCGUAUACAUGCAUGACAAACUGCUCCCUCAGCAUGAGAAAUAAAAUUUGUAAUGCGGAUUUACCUCUAGAAAAAAAUUUGUAAUGCGUGACUGCAAUUACUACGAGUGCGAUACUUUUGCACAGGAUAUGCGGCGAGAGGGGUGGACCCGGAUGCCGCGGAGGAAGACCGGGAGGGGGAGGACGAGGAAGACAUACUAUGGCGCAGACGGAUGGAAGAAGAGGAUUAGAAGCACAUGGAGUGCUGUAUCUUGAAAUACUAGAUGAAUAAAUGUACCAGACAUUUUGGAUUUGGAAUCGGGCAGAAUAAAAACAGUUUUGCAAUUCUAAAUUUUCAAAAUCGAAUGACAGAUUUGGUACUUCUUAUCCUUCGGAAACCGAAUACUUAAUAUCGACGCGCCACCGUCCUCUCGAACGAUACGUUCCCCCUUUCCCGCAGCCAAGGCAGUUUUGCUGUUGCGAAAAGGAAAAAGGUAAACACGUCGGCAUGAUGAUGAUUUUCGCCCACCUUACGGAAGCAAGAGAUUUCAUUCGCGCAAAGGAAAGUUGUAAGGACGACAGAUUGAUCUAAGGUCCGAAAAAGAU
This is a messenger RNA of Amoebophrya sp. A120, 8774 nucleotides long. Lineage: Eukaryota; Dinophyceae; Syndiniales; Amoebophryaceae. The record is from the annotation of a GenBank genome assembly.